Messenger RNA from Syngnathus typhle (broad-nosed pipefish), 3228 nucleotides. Its product is annotated as protein diaphanous homolog 1. Gene Ontology annotation, molecular function: small GTPase binding; actin binding; microtubule binding. Lineage: Eukaryota; Metazoa; Chordata; Actinopteri; Syngnathiformes; Syngnathidae. Gene Ontology annotation, cellular component: cytoplasm; actin filament. The transcript is spliced from 19 exons. The coding region runs from base 712 to 3228 and encodes 838 amino acids. Gene Ontology annotation, biological process: actin filament polymerization; actin cytoskeleton organization. The record is from RefSeq and is a predicted model, not a curated record.
CCUCCCCCCCAAAUCGCUUCAGGCGGACUGUCAGAAGAAAAGUUCAGGAAGACGACUGGCUCGGUAUUCAAGUCAUCUCUUUACAGCUGUCAUGCAGGAAUUGAAAAAUUGAUAGUUACAGGCAUGGAAAAUCAAGUGGACGCCUCGGUAGUGCCAGGACAACACUGACGAGGCACUCCGAUUGCCAAUUUAUGGACUUUUUAGUCGGCGAUUACAUCUAGUGUAGCCGGCAAAAGUAGCCUAGCUCACGCUAACGCUAGCUGUGUUCUCUCCAAACUUUGGUGAACUUAACUCAUCUCCUAACUAACUUGUGUUUACGUUACACUCUGUUGCCGGUGAGGCGACUGAAGCGGUGUCCUGUAUGUAUAUAUAUAUUUUAAAUAUGUUGGAAUGCUUCUUCUGUGCAGUUCCCCACGACGAUCUGCAGUACUUUGAAUUUCCCUCCUUCUGGAAGACAGGCAGGCAGGCGGCUUAGCAAGGAGUUCGCUCGGUGAUUUUGGCUCGGGACCAGAUCAUUAGCAACUCUGUGCUAAUUGUGGCUAGUCAGCCGAUUCGCCAACCCAGGCCCAACCAACGAGAUUAUUAUCAUUAUUAUGACUUGGCCUCUAUUGUCCAGGUAGCUCGCCCGAUCAGUCAUUUGCUUUAAGUGAGUGUCUCCACGCUGAGACUGUUUUGACUCCCAGUUGAAGGAAAAGGAUUAACUUCACAACUAUGGAUCCAUCCACGGGAUACGCCGCCUCUGCUCCUGGUCCCAAGAAAGACAAGAAGUCAAAGAAGAGCUACGAAGAUGGAGAGGGCAAAAAGAAAUUUAAACUGAAACGUCUGAUUCCAGAUGAGUUGGAACGCUUCACCAGCAUGAGGAUGAAGAAGGACAAGGAGAAGCUGAGCCAUGUACCAGGUCAUCGUCAUUCUGCAGCUGCCAACUAUGAAAUCCACGCUCCCAGCGCCAUGCUGCAUGACCACCCGGAUGAAUAUGUCCUGGAACUUUUUGAACAGAUGCUGGUGGACAUGAACCUGAAUGAGGAGAAGCAGCAACCUCUCAGGGAAAAAAGCAUUGCAAUUAAACGUGAAAUGGUCUCCCAGUACCUCCACACCUCUAAAGCGGGCCAAGACCAGAAAGAAAGCUCCAAGUCAGCCAUGAUGUAUAUACAGGAGUUGAGGUCAGACUACCGGGACUCACAGUUGCUGAGUUGUCUGGAAUCUCUGCGGGUCUCGCUCAAUAAUAACCCUGUCAGUUGGGUGCAGAAUUUUGGAAAUGAAGGCCUGGCGCUUCUAUUAAAUCUGCUCAGAAGACUGCAAGAGGAGAAGGACGAUAACUCAUCGAUGGGAGUGAAAUGUCAACAUGAGAUCAUACGCUGUCUCAAAGCCUUCAUGAACAAUAAGUACGGUUUAAAAUCCAUGCUGGAGACAGACGAGGGCAUUCCUCUCCUGGUCAGAGCCAUUAAUCCCAGUUUGCCUCAUAUGAUGGUGGAUGCUGUCAAGCUGCUCUCUGCCAUCUCCAUAUUGGAACACUCUGAUAAUCUUCACGAGCGUGUUCUCGAGGCCAUCACAGAGGAGGCAGAGAAACAGGACAUUGAGAGAUUCCAGCUUCUUUUGGCUGGCAUGAACAGUUCCAGCAUUGCCCUGAAGGGUGGAUGCAUGCAGCUAAUCAAUGCACUGAUCAGUCGAGGAGAGGAGUUGGACUUUAGGAUCCAUAUUCGCUCUGAACUUCUAAGAUUAGGACUCAGAGACUGUCUAAAGGAGGUGCGAACUAUAGAAAAUGAAGAGCUGAAGGUCCAACUGACAGUCUUUGAUGAGCAGGCCGAAGACGACUCAGAGGACCUUAAAGCACGCCUCGAUGACAUCCGCAUUGAGAUGGAUGAUGUGAGGGAAGUGUUUGACAUUUUGGUCAACACAGUGAAGGACUCCAAAGCUGAAAGCAACUUCCUGUCCCUGAUGCAGCACCUCCUGCUGAUCCGCAAUGAUUAUUUGGCCAGGCCCCAGUACUACAAGUUAAUAGACGAGUGCAUUGCUCAGAUCGUGCUUCACAGGAAUGGAGCAGACCCAGACUUUAAGUGCCGCAAUAUCCGGCUCAACAUUGAAACCUUAAUUGACAACAUGGUCGACCAAACCAAAGUGGAAACCAGUGAGGCCAAAGCUAUUGAGCUCGAGAAAAAGCUGGAUGCAGAGCUGACCGCACGCCACGAGUUGCAAGUGGAGAUGAAGAAACUCGAGGGUGACUAUGAACAGAAGCUGCAAGAGCUGAGUCAAGAAAAGGAACAAUUGGCGUCUUCCAAGGAUGAGCGCGAAAAGGAGAACCAGGGUCUGCAGCUACAGCUAAGCACUCUGCAGCAGCAGAUUGAAUCACUCUCCAAAGAUCUACAAGAGGCGAAGAACAAAGUUGUCACAGUUACAGUUCCUGUGCCAAUGCCUGGUGUGCCACCUGCACCACCUGUCCCUGGCCAGAUAGGGGGUAUGCCUCCGCUACCUCCUGCCCCACCCUUGCCAGGCCAUGGAAUCAUGUCGCCACCUCCACCUCCUCUACCGGGACAAAUCGGCAUGCCUCCGCCUCCCUUACCAGGCAUGCCAGGCCCUCCACCACCGCCACCCUUACCAGGCAUGCCAGGCCCCCCUCCACCACCACCCUUACCAGGCAUGCCAGGUCCCCCACCAGCCCCACCCUUACCUGGCAUGCCGGGUCCCCCGCCAGCCCCACCCUUACCAGGCAUGCCGGGUCCUCCGCCAGCCCCACCCUUACCAGGCAUGCCGGGUCCUCCGCCAGCCCCACCCUUACCAGGCAUGCCAGGACCACCGCCACCCCCACCCUUACCAGGCAUGCCAGGACCACCAGGACCGCCACCUCCUCCACCCUUGCCCGGGAUGGGACCUCCGCCACCACCUCCGCCACCAGGUGGUCCUGGUAUCCCUCCACCACCUCCAGGUCCUGGCAUGCCUCCACCUCCACCGUUUGCCAUGGGAGCCUGGGGAGCCCCUGCACCAGUUCAACUGCCAUUUGGCCUUCAGCCUAAGAAGGACUACAAGCCUGAAGUGCAACUGAAGAGAGCCAACUGGAGCAAGAUUGGACCCGAAGACCUUACUGAGAAUAGCUUUUGGACCAGUGCCAAAGAGGAGAAAUAUGAAAACAAUGAGCUCUUUGCCAAACUCACCUUGGCCUUCUCAUCACAGACUAAGACUACUAAAGGCCAAGACAGCCGCAUAUUCCAGAUGAUGUCCAAUAACCUUUUCUGA